UGGACCCUUUUGAUAUGAGUGCAGAACACCCAGAACCCAGGCGACAACAGCCGUACUUGAACUUGAGCGAAGACAGCUUCUGGGUGAACAUUUGGGAAUUCAUCCGUAUCCUGGGCAAUGCCAUUUGGAAACGCUUUUCGCUGAAGGUAAGCGAAUCCCUGAAAAAUCUCUGUUGCUUUUUUCUGUUGGAGAUGAAACGGUUGCCUGUGGAUGUCGAUGAGGAUUGCCUGGCUAGGAUUAGCCAAACGCGGGACUGGAAAACGGCGGCCUUCCGCUAUAUAGACUGUCAUCCGAGCAGUCCUAGCCUGUUGAUGGCACUGGUGACCAGGGAGGACACUGUGCUGCUCUACGACGAGAGCUUCAAGAAGAGGUCCUGCCUUAGGGACUUGGAGCAGAAGCACAUCACCUGUGUCGCCUUCCGUCCGUGGUCUCAGGAGUUGGCCGUGGGCUGCUCGGCGGGGAUUUUCCUUUGGAAGAGCAACUGGCGAUCCCAAGUGCACCGUCAGAUCCGUCACAUGCAGGGCACCCAUCACAUGCGAAUGCUGGAAGACGAGGGCCACACCUGCGUGACCUCGGUGCAGUGGAACGAGGACGGUACCAUACUGGCAAGCGCCGCCCUGGGCUCCACCCACAUCAUUCUCUGGGAGCCGGACUACCAGCAGAAGAUGCGCUUGAUCCUAGACCCUGGAAACCAAAGCUCCUUCUCCCUGCUGCGCUUUAGUGCUGACUUCAAAGAGAUUCUCUGUGCCAGCUUGAAUGGUGGUGCCAGCAUCUGCGAGCUGGACAGGUGCACCUGGAGGGUUCGGGACAAGGUCCAGAUAGAGAGCCGCAUCCAGACAGCUGUCUGGACCACUUGCAGCUCCCAUCUGCUGUUCGUAAAGGAAGGCAGUACCCGGCUAUACUCGAGAACCAGAAAUCAGGAGGCGCUGCUGUUGAAGCGCCCCAAGCCUUCGUGGCGCAUCGAGAUGGUUGCCAAUCUGCAGGAUGCAAGCUGUUCGGGAGAGUGGAGACACUGCGGCAAACCACUGGCCAUUGCCAUGGACCCCCUGGGCAUCUACUUGGCGGUCAUCUUCAAGCACCAAUCCUUUGUGCUGCUCUGUCUUCUAGCACCCGCCAGGGAUGGUCCUCCGAGACCUAUUCCCAUCAAAUUCAUUGCGUGCGACGGGGAUGACGCAACAGAGGACGAGGUGCAUCCCACCUGCAUGGCAUGGCAUGCAGUUGUACAGAGCAACAUUUUUGAAAAAAUACGACUCUUGGUGAUCUGCUGGAGUACAAAGCAUAUUCAGAGCUACGCCGUCACUUCCAAAAGCUUCGAAGAGGCCCAAAGGCCUCAAUGCAAAAACUACGUGAAUUUUGGGUAAGAUUUAAAGGGCUCAUGAACAUGGGACACCUAAUUACUGAAUGUUGAUGCACGAAAAUAUGGAGGCAUCUGUUGAUAAUAUAUGAAAUAAAGGUCAUAAAUUAUCAACAAGCGA
This is a messenger RNA of Drosophila kikkawai, 1475 nucleotides long. Its product is annotated as aladin. Gene Ontology annotation, molecular function: protein binding. Gene Ontology annotation, cellular component: nuclear pore. Gene Ontology annotation, biological process: nucleocytoplasmic transport. The record is from RefSeq and is a predicted model, not a curated record. NCBI's taxonomy places the organism in Eukaryota, Metazoa, Arthropoda, Insecta, Diptera, Drosophilidae.